This is a messenger RNA of Drosophila arizonae, 448 nucleotides long. RefSeq names its product SCY1-like protein bma (gene bma). Lineage: Eukaryota; Metazoa; Arthropoda; Insecta; Diptera; Drosophilidae. Gene Ontology annotation, biological process: protein phosphorylation. The record is from RefSeq and is a predicted model, not a curated record. Gene Ontology annotation, molecular function: protein kinase activity; ATP binding.
CAACUAGACAGUUAUGGGGAUUGUCUACAAUACGCCAAAAUCCAUUCAGGCCAGCGUCACGAUACUUGAGAACUUGCACUUGAUAAUCGAGAAGACGAAACCCGAGGAUGUCACCACAGAUAUAAUGCCGAUGCUAUUCUUUUCAUUUGACGGAUCCACAAUACAAGUGCAGAGUGCAGCCGUGGUGGCUGUGGGCAACGUAUUCGAUAGCAUCGCCGAGCUCUCCAUACGGCGCAUGGUCUUGCCCAAGGUGAAGAUGGUAUUCGAGAAGAACAUAACGGACCCCAAGAUUGUGCAGAAUGUGCUGAUAUGCAUUGAGCGUGUCAUGGAUCGCAUGGAGCGAGCUCAGGUCAUGGAGGAGGUGCUGCCCCUGCUGGCCAAUGUGCGCAUACCCGAUCCAGAUAUUACCAUGCGGACUGUGCGCAUCUACCACAAGAUGUUUGCCGAC